CCUCUAUACGGUUAUCAUGACGACACCAAGCGCACACCCUAGAGCUAUUAAACACUACUCGGUUGAUCGAUCUUACACCACCUCCAGUCCUCACUUUCGGUAUACAAUAAUUAUAAGGGCAACCUAGGCCUAGCAUGAAGAAGAGUGGAUCAUCAUCAGGCUCACCGAAGAGUUCUGCGGGCACUCGUGCUAAAAUGAACAGUAAGACAUCAGGAAAACCAGCAACAAGCAGAGUUGUAGUACCAAAAACUACGCAGAAUAAAGUCAUAAGAGCACCAAAAAUGCAGACUAUACCAAUGAAGAAGUCCAAAGAUGGUACUCUUCACCCUGAAGGGUACACAGUGAGGCCUGUGAUUCCUGCAGAGAAGGCAGAGUUAAUUUCCGUUGCCAGGGCAAUGCAUAGAGAGGAGUUUGGCCCAAGAAUGCAGAAACUAUUUCAACCAGAAACGGAUGCAGCACUUGAAGCCAUACAAACAGGUGUUUAUGUUGGCUGGAGGUUACCAAACUAUAAGUUUGAUUGCAUCCGUGUUGGUCGUCUUUCACGCUGUUUCUGUGGCCAUCUUUUACAAGACCAUGCAAAAUAUAAUGCAAAAAGUCUGCGUGUCCCUUGUGGUCAAUGUGAGUGCAAAGCAUUUGCCUUUGUUCCUGGACGACCAGAGGAUGUUGGGGAAUUCUGGUUCCAGCGGAGAAGGAACUUCGACCCAUCCACGUGGCGAGCAAAGUGCCGAUGUAAACACACUCAUGAAGAACACAGAUGUAAUGGGAUGCGACAUUGUAAAACAAGAGGAUGCAGUUGUAGUGCUUUCAAUUCUAAUUUUCUGUGUGCAGCUUGCGAUAAGCACUGGGAAGAACAUGAAACUGUGUUUGAAGGAGAAACUGAACGUAGACAAAAUGGCAUCCCAUAUGGCGAGGAGUAUUUACCAUUUGCCGAGAUGCCUAAUCUCCGAAACAUGGCAUUGACCGGGGUUGAUGAUGAUCCGGGAAUAUAUCGAGAGCUGGUAGAAGGAAAGGGAUCAAUUCCACAGGGAAGACAGAUAACACAGGGCACCCCAGUAAGGCCUAGUGCUAAUCCAUCAUUUAAACCUGUCUGGGACUAAUGUGCAAUUUUUUAUAAAAUGUUAAAUACUGUAUUAUUAUUGUACUUACAUUUAACUGUAUGUAUUAAUAGUUGUUAUAUAGAUAUACAAAUAUCAACCCAAUUUGUUUAUAUAAGGCCAUUAUGUAUUGAAUUUUUAUCCAUUAUUUAGUAUGCAAAUUAUAAUGAUUAUUCUCAAAACCAAAAAUUUUCGACCUUAUUCUAUAAUUUUAUUACAUGUUCUUUUGUUGUGUUGAUGUAUUGAAGACAGAUAUCACAGGGCACCCAAAGAAGGCCUAUUGCUAUAGUCUAUCGUUUAAACCUCUCUGAGACUAAAAGUGCAAUGCUGUAUUUAGAAAUAUUAAAUACUAUCAUUAUUUUAAUUACAGUACUGUAUAUAUUAAUACUUGGUAUAUAUAGAUAUAUAAUAUACAACCCAAUUUAUUUAGGUAUAGACCAUUAGGUAUAGAAUUUGUAUCCAUUAUUAGGUAUGCAAAGUGUAUGAAUAUUUUCUAAAUCAACGAGUUUAAUCAAUCUUAUAUUUUAUUGUGAAAAAGGAGUUGCCCUAACCAGGAUUCGAACCUGAAACGCCUUAACCACUGUGGCUUUGUUGAGAAUUCAAAUCCCAGUUAUACACUGAUUUUUAUUGGGGCCCUGCAUGUACACUUGGGUAGUCGAACAACACUAGUUGUUAUUGCACUGCGCAGAUAAAUAUGAUAUUGCCCUCUCAUCUUCACCAUUUUAACAAGACAGUAGAAAGAUACAUUUUUUAAUUAAAUCUCAGUACAAUCUUUGGUAGAGAAACACUUUCAUACUGGUGAUUAAGAUAUUUAUCUAGAGUAUGUGACAAUAAUGAUUGUAAUGGAAAAGGUGUAUUAAAAAUGA
Anneissia japonica is the source of this 1960-nucleotide messenger RNA. RefSeq names its product protein FAM221B-like. The transcript is spliced from 7 exons. Lineage: Eukaryota; Metazoa; Echinodermata; Crinoidea; Comatulida; Comatulidae. Bases 135 to 1097 code for a protein of 320 amino acids. The record is from RefSeq and is a predicted model, not a curated record.